AUGGCUACGAUUAGUCCUUCUUCUAUCAGCAAAGCCUGGCGCAUUCCUGGAGAUGCUUUUACCGUAAAGAAGAAUGAUUGCUCCAUCAAAUGUUGCUUCUUGCCUAAAGCAGGACAAAGACAUAUACCAUCACCAGCUAAAAGACUAGUCUUGCCUCUUUCUACUUCGCUUAAGUUGUUUCCUACUCACGGAAGACAGUUUGUGCUGCAUCCUCAUCGUAGUAGAGUCACAGGGACUGAUAUUGUAGCGGCAGUAGAGGAACAAGACUCUCCUCCUGUUGCAAAUGAUGAUGCAGCUCUUACUACUACUACAUCUCAGUCAAGGGGAACAGCAAGACCCGGAAGGAAGAGUGAAAUGCCUUCCGUUAAGAACGAGGAGCUUGUUGCUGGUGCUACCUUCACUGGUAAAGUAAGAGCCAUCCAGCCCUUUGGUGCUUUCAUUGAUUUUGGUGCCUUUACUGAUGGACUAGUCCAUGUCUCUCAAUUGAGUGAUACCUUUGUGAAAGAUGUUGCGAGUGUUGUGACUAUUGGGCAAGAAGUGAAAGUGAGACUAGUGGAAGCUGACAUUGAGGCAAAACGUAUCUCUCUUACUAUGCGUGAGAAUGAUGAUCCUCCUAAACGCCAACCUGGUGGUGGUGGAGGGAAGAGGAAUGAUUCAAAAGGAGGGCAGAAGAAGGAAGAUGGGUUCAUCGGCUCAAAGUAUGUGAAAGGGCAGAUGUUGGAUGGUACUGUGAAGAAUCUAACGAGGUCAGGAGCGUUUAUAACGAUUGGAGAAGGUGAAGAAGGGUUUCUACCUACUAAUGAGGAAGCAGAUGAUGGGAUUGGGAGUAUGAUGAUGGGUGGUGGCUCUUCCUUGCAAGCUGGACAAGAGGUUAAGGUUCGUGUGUUGCGGAUAGCUAGAGGACGUGUUACUUUAACUAUGAAAGAGGAAGAUGAUGGUAAGUUUGAUGAAACGCUUAGUCAAGGGGCUGUGCAUACAGCCACUAAUCCGUUUGUGCUUGCUUUCCGUAAGAACGAGGAGGUAGCUGCGUUUCUUGACAAGAGGGAUGGAGAAGCUGAAACCUCUAUCACGUCAAAGAAUGAUGAAUCGGUAUCUGUGUCAUCUGAAGAAAAAAGUGAAGAGGUUGUCUCAUCAGAAACUCCCAAGGCUGAAAAAGAUUCACAGGAGACACUUGCUGCAGCAGCUGAAGUUGAAGAGGUGGAAAAGAUUGAGGAAACGCCAGACGUUCCUUCAGUUCCAGAAACCAAAAAUGAAGAAGAAGUUGCUUGAGCAGCCUUACAUUAAAGAUGACAGUGUCUUGGUAAAGGAUCUGGUGAAGCAAACUGUGGCUACUCUUGGUGAAAACAUCAAAGUCAGGAGGUUUUUCAAGUUCACUCUUGGAGAAGAAGACAACUGAUUGAGAAAAAAUCAGUUUUCAAAUGAGUUUCCUUUUUUGUUUUGUAGACAAUCAUCAGUAUUGUUUUGUUCAUGAAAUAUAAGAUUGUUCCCAUAUGGGCUCAAAGUUCGGUCCAUUAAUAUUGUUGGCACAAUAAAACAAAAGGAAAGAUACAAAUUGUGAUGUGUGA
Molecule: messenger RNA, 1565 nt
Organism: Eruca vesicaria subsp. sativa (arugula)
Lineage: Eukaryota; Viridiplantae; Streptophyta; Magnoliopsida; Brassicales; Brassicaceae
Source: the annotation of a GenBank genome assembly